AUGAAACACCUCGCCACAAUGGGGGUCUUCGUUGAGACUGCUAUGGAUGAGUAUGGCCGCAACGGGCUGACUACCACAUUGGCUAUCAAGCGGUACAAUGAUGCUUGGCCGUGCAUUACUGGAUGCACCCUUCCAGCGAUCAAUGCGCUGCCCGCCUGGCUCAAGAAAAACGAUUACCAAAGUCCCACCGACGGAAGAGACUGUCCAUUUACCCUGGGAUUUAAAACCAAAUAUCCCUUCUUCGAAUUCCUUAACGGCAAGAACCCCAACUAUCCCGACCUCGGCGCUCAAUUCAACAAUCUCAUGUCGGCCUACCACCAAGGCAGACCCAGCUGGAUGGAUGGGAAUUUCUACCCGGUAGAAACUCUCAUCGAGGGAGCGAAGACCGGUGAAGAAGACGUUUUCAUCGUGGAUGUUGGCGGAAACAAAGGGCACGAUCUGGAGGAGUUUAUAUCGAAGUGGCCAAACACACCUGGCAGAUUGAUCCUGCAAGACCAACCGCACGUUUUGAAAGAUAUCAAGUCGUUGAACCCAGCAAUUAAGCCUAUGGUCCACGACUUCUACCAGGAACAGCCCAUCAAGGGUGCGCGAGUAUAUUUCUUGCACUCGGUGCUGCACGACUGGAAUGACGAGACAUGCCAGAAAAUCCUGUCACAAUUGGUCGCUGCGAUGAUACCCGGAUACAGCAAGUUGCUGAUCAAUGAGAACGUCGUUCCCAAUACCGGGGCCCACUGGCAGGCUACUUCUCUGGACCUGAUAAUGAUGGUGGAUCUUGCUGCCAAGGAGCGGACGGAACAGCAGUGGCAUCAGGUUAUUGAGCCAGUUGGUCUCAAAAUUACUAAAAUUUGGACGCUACUGGAUAGUGCUGAGAGUUUGAUAGAAUGCGAGUUGGCAUAA
Messenger RNA from Penicillium egyptiacum, 897 nucleotides. Lineage: Eukaryota; Fungi; Ascomycota; Eurotiomycetes; Eurotiales; Aspergillaceae. The record is from the annotation of a GenBank genome assembly.